Molecule: messenger RNA, 2188 nt
Organism: Aplysia californica (California sea hare)
Lineage: Eukaryota; Metazoa; Mollusca; Gastropoda; Aplysiida; Aplysiidae
Product: epidermal growth factor receptor kinase substrate 8
Biological process (GO): regulation of Rho protein signal transduction; Rho protein signal transduction
Cellular component (GO): plasma membrane
Molecular function (GO): actin binding
Source: RefSeq, a predicted model, not a curated record
GAGAUCGUGGACGAGAUUCUGGCCUCUCAGGGUGGUCAGCAGAGAGUGCACCCGGCCGGAGGAGGAUCCUCGUCCAUGGUGAUAUAUCAAACUUCCAAAAAUUAUAGCAACUACUGAACCACUGCUUCGACGACAUCGAGAAGUUUGUCGCUCGGCUCCAGCAAGCGGCCGAGUCCUAUAAGGAGCUGGAGAAGAGGAAACGGGAGAGAGCUGCCAAGAAUAAGAAGAAGCAGUCGGGAGACGGAAUGUUGAAUGCCCGUGCCCGGCCCCCUCCGGACAAUGACUUUGUGGACAUCUUCCAGAAGUUCAAGUUGUCCUUCAAUUUACUGGCCAAACUGAAGGCUCACAUCCACGACCCCAACGCACCCGAGCUGGUCCACUUCCUGUUCACCCCGCUGAGCCUGAUCUACGAGGCGAGCCGUGACCCGUACCACGGCAACCAGAACCUGGGAGACCAGGCCGUGGCGCCGGUGCUGACCGCUGACGCCAAGCAGCUGCUGCUGAACUGCUUGACCAGCAAGGAGAUUGAGAUGUGGCAGUCUCUGGGGAAACACUGGACAACCAGCAGAGCGGAAUGGAAUGGCAACAUUCCCGGGUAUGUCCCAGAGUUCUACGAUGGUUGGAAUCCUGGCGCCAGUGUCAUUGAGGAGCUGACACAACGUACUGCCCUCAUCUCAGGACCCUCCAUGCCAGACACGGGACGCAGCUCCGUUUACAGCCAACAACAGCGCCCCAUCCCUUUCCCGGACGAGGACCGAGGGCCAGUGAUGGACCGAACUUACCGUAACCACGACGAGUACAACAACAGGUUUGAGCAGCGCAGCUUCGAGACCAGGGAGCGCGGUGGCGGGUAUGAUCCCCCUCCUCCACGCAGCUACGAGCCUAGCCCGCGGGGCUUCGAACCCGCACCCUCCCAAGGCUUUGAGCUGUUGCCUUCCUCCCGUGGCUUUGAGCCUGCCUCUGUGGGCCCCCGGGGCUUUGAGAGCCACUCCCGGGAGCGCUCUCCGCCCCGCUCGGGCAUGCACAGCCCGUUUUCUGAUUUUGUAGAGCAGCCAACCCUGCCAUCUGACAGAGUUGGGAGGCCAGAGCCACAGCGGGUCGAGACCCACCACUUAGUGACACCCAUGUCAAGACAGGCUGAGAACGCCGCUUACUUUGAAGAGUUGAGACGCUCUGGAGAUGCCGAAAUCUACGAAGCAGCUCACGACAGAACUGGCAAAAAUGCCAAAGAGUUGACAGUCCAGAAGGGUGAUGUUUUGCAGGUACUUGACAGGAGCAAAAACUGGUGGAAACUCCGCAACUUCAAUAAAGAAGUGGGCUUUGCCCCCUACACAAUACUGAAACCCGCAAAGACAGAGUACGCCACCCAGUCGUCCAAAGAACUCAACGCCAUUCUCCAGCGCCGCAAGGAACACGUCAACAGCCUGGGCUGGCUCACUGGCGACACUCAAGACGCGCUCCCACCUGAUUACGGAGGAGGUGCCAGCCUAAAGGAUCAGCUGGUGCGACAGCGAAGUCAACUACGUCAGAGUCAGAUGGACCUUGACCUCUACUGACAAAGGUCAGGGUCAGGGUCUGGAUGGCUUUCUGGAUUUUCUCCUUAUAUUUAUAAAACCUGCGUGUCUAAAGACGGAUCAUUUCUGCUUUUCAUCUACGUUCUAGAUAAAGACAUGUUGCACCAAAUAAAUGAACUGAUAACUUAACUUAAUAGAUCAAGAACAUUUUAGAAAUGCAAGAAUAAUCCAAACAAAGCUCGAUUCUCUCAUCUCCAUGACAUUUGUCAUCCGUCCACGAUAUCGAUACUUGUACUGUCGUUGGUUUUCACGGAUGUGAUUAUGAGCAGGUGGAAAACAACACAAAAUACUAUUAGAGAUGUGCUUGUGUUUCUGAUUUGCGUAUGGUAGUUAAAAUUUGCUACAACAUUGCUUUGGUUCUGCUGUUGAUCGGACGAAUGUGUCUGCUACGUCCUUAUACUUAUACAUUGUACUCAGAUCUAGAAUCUAUACGACAUGUACUUAUAUAAGUUAUAGUGCUGACUUGGAUUUAUCAUGAUUAUCCAUAGUACCACAUGUACCAGAUUGUCACUAUUGAGAGAAUAAAGCUGGCUGGCCUGGCAAAGGACUACAUUGUUGAAGUCGGGUAUGCUGAAAGUCAAAGUAAAAAAUCGUACACAACAAGAUGGUUCACU